Meloidogyne enterolobii is the source of this 429-nucleotide messenger RNA. The record is from the annotation of a GenBank genome assembly. NCBI's taxonomy places the organism in Eukaryota, Metazoa, Nematoda, Chromadorea, Rhabditida, Meloidogynidae.
CUGAAAAUUAAAUUUUAAAAAAUGGCUGAUGAUGGAGACUAUAAUCCUGAUGAAGGUGAAGGGGACGAUUAUAUGGAUGAUGAUCAAAUAGAUGAUGUGGAUCUGGACCAGCAAGAGCAGGCUGGGGAAGAUGGUGAAGGCGGGGAGCGAAUACAAGUUGUUGAUUCUUCCGAGAAGGUUGCCUCAACUUCGCGUGUCACGACUCCUUUCAUGACCAAAUAUGAGCGAGCUAGAGUUCUUGGCACUAGAGCACUUCAAAUUGCAAUGGGAGCACCUGUAAUGGUUGAAACUGAAGGAGAGACAGAUCCAUUAGAAAUUGCGCGGAAAGAACUCAAGGAUCAAAAAAUUCCAAUAAUUAUACGUCGCUAUUUGCCAGAUGGUUCUUUUGAAGAUUGGGGAAUUGAUGAAUUGACAAUUACGGAUUGGUGA